UCCUAUCAUCACAAACAUUAGAUACAUUAUUGUUAAGCCAAAACAUAGGUAGCCAUUGAAGAAAAACAAAACCAUGGAUAGAGAACAAGAAGAGAUGCAAUUUCUAGGACUCUUUGGAAUCUACAAAGAAUCCUACAAGAUCAUAAUUUCAUGGAGGAAAAUCUUCAGCCAAAUCACCUUAACUCUCAUCCUCCCUCUUUCCUUCAUCUUCCUUAUUCACAUACAAAUAUCCAACAUCCUCUUCAGAAAGAUUAUGAACAACACAAAUGAAAUUUUGGAAACACAACAAGGCACACCUCAAUACCAAAAACUUUCCGACAUAAUCACUUCCGAAUGGACCACUUUCUUGCUCUUUAAACUUGUUUACUUCACUUCUCUUCUAAUCUUCUCUUUGCUAUCAACCUCUGCAGUGGUUUAUACAAUAGCAUCUAUUUAUACUGCAAGAGAGGUAACAUUCAAAAGGGUCUUCGGUGUUGUACCAAAGGUUUGGAAGAGACUCAUGGUCACUUUCUUAUGCACAUUUUUUGCAUUUUUUGUGUAUAAUACUUUGGCAAUACUAGUUUUCAUUAUUUGGGCACUUUCAAUUAAUUAUAAGAGUGGGGGUGUUGCAAUUUUAGUUAUUAUUGGAAUCUUAUACUUUGUUGGGAUUUUGUAUCUUACAAUAAUUUGGCAAUUAGCUAGUGUUGUUACCGUUUUAGAAGACUCAUAUGGAUUUAAGGCCAUGAUGAAGAGUAAUAAUUUGAUAAAGGGGAAAAUUGGUUUGUCAACACUUAUAUUUUUGAAGCUUAAUGUUUCAUUUUUUGGGAUACAAUUUUUGUUUACAAAGUUGGUUGUGAAAGCUUGGGGGUUGACUUUGGUGGACAGAACAGCAUAUGGAAUACUAUGUUUUGUGUUGUUGUCACAUUUGUUUUUGUUUGGGCUUGUUAUCCAAACGGUUCUUUAUUUUGUUUGUAAGUCUUAUCAUCAUCAAAGUAUUGACAAGUCUGCUUUGUCUGAUCAUCUUGAAGUUUAUCAUGGAGAGUAUGAGCCUUUGAAGGAUAAAGAUGUUCAGCUGGAGAAUUACCAUGUGUGAUGUAGGUUGAUAAAAAAAAAAAAAAAAAAAGUGAAUUAUUGUUUUAUGAAAUUUAUUGAAUAAUUCAAGCAGAUAUGUAUGAGUAAUGGUGAAUUAUUUACGAGGAUUAUCUGUAACCAUAUAUUCUUAAUGAAUCCUUCGAGUUUGGUUCACGUUGA
This is a messenger RNA of Medicago truncatula (barrel medic), 1230 nucleotides long. RefSeq lists its product as uncharacterized. NCBI's taxonomy places the organism in Eukaryota, Viridiplantae, Streptophyta, Magnoliopsida, Fabales, Fabaceae. The coding region runs from base 74 to 1072 and encodes 332 amino acids. The transcript has a single exon. The record is from RefSeq and is a predicted model, not a curated record.